UCCGCAAUCACUACCAGUUGUCCAGUCCACCGAAGACGACGAAGAGGAGACCGACGAAAAUGUCUUCGGUGCCCGACGGCAAAAAGCUGGUCCGCAGCCCAAGCGGCCUACGCAUGGUGGCUGAGAACGGAGCCUUCAACAGUCCAUUCUCCCUGGACGAACCCAGAUGGGUGCCCGACAAAGAAUGUCAAAAAUGUAUGCAGUGCGAGACCAAGUUUGACUUCAUCAAGCGUAAGCACCACUGCCGGCGUUGCGGUCGCUGCUUCUGCGACAAGUGCUGCGGCAAGAAGGUGGCGCUGCCCCGCAUGAGCUUCGUGGACCCGGUCAGGCAGUGCUCCCAAUGCGGCCUGCUCUCUCAAAAGGAGAGCGACUUUUACGACAAGCAGAUCAAAGUGCUCGUGGCAGGAAGUCCCUUCCGAGUCACUCUGGGAACGUCCGACAAGUGUGCAACUAUGACCUCCCGCCUCUCCAACAACCACAGGUACUUGUUCCUGGACGGAGAAAACAACUUUGAGGUGGAGUUGUCUCGCAUCAUCAGCAUACAGGUCCUGACAGACGCGACCAAUCCCACAGGCACGUCCCCGCAUGCCAUGGGCAUGCUCGUCAAGUACAAGCCGUCCGGCUCUCAGGAAGUUGAGCUGCUGCGACUGGACACCACCUCCAGUGAAGAAGAGAAGAAGGUGGCCCAGUUGUGGAUGCUGGCCAUGCACAAGGCGGCCAAGCUGCUGUACGAGUCUCGGGAACACCAGUGAGUUCAAAGCGGUUGCCCAAAGAGCCUUUUUCCUCCUUUCUCGAAAGUGACCAGCGUCUCCAGCCACGAUUUGGUACUCGUCGCAUUGACCAUCUUUUCUACUUCCGCUUUUGGCCAUCCAAAGCUCAGCGGGCGGGCGAGGACGUCACUUCCUGGACUGAAAGCCUGUUUUUUUUUUUUUAAUGGGCACCGCCCGGUAGCUGUGAAUGGGAUUGUGGCAAGUGUACUCUUGGAUGUGCAUUUUUAAUUUCUUGGGCUUGCUCACCUUUGUGCUUUGGACCUCAAGGGGUCUUAAACUUUACUUUAAAAUUUGCUUUACUGUUUGAAUAUUAUUAGUUUUUGAGGGAUUCCAGUCCAGAAUACUCGGAAUGGCGUCGAGACUCUUACGGGCAAGGUCCUGCUCCUGCAGUUGCGUCCCGAGAGGCGAUCCAGCGCUUCCCUUUUGACGACAUCUCGGCCGAGUGUCUUCCGAGAUGACAAAACACGCACUUAAAACGUGAGCGUUCCCUUUGGAUCCCGUGUUUUUUUUUUUUUUUUUUUUUUUUAAUGAAGGAUGUCUCAUGAAGAGCACAAAUCCAAGCAGAUGAUGGACAACUCGUAACUUGAUUUUAUCAAGCUACGGUGACAAAAUGUGCUAUUCGGUUUGUAACGCCGCUGCCAAAAGUAUUUUUCUAUGCUCAUUGCCUGAAAGUUGAAGAGCUUCACGAAACAAGUCGGUGUGAAUGUGUGCACGUGAAGGGUGUGAUUGGCAGUUGCUCGUUUUAGCAGCCAGCUCCUCAUUUCUUCACAGCAAUUGGGAAUAAAAAGAUAAGAUAAGAUAUCCUUUAUUCGUCCCUUAUCCCUUAUAGCAGUAUUACCUUCUAUGGACUCUUGAACUGUGCAAUUACACGUGCACUCUUGAAUGCGUACGUUUUUUUGGGGGGGCGCGGGGGGGGGUCAACCUAAAUCAGUUCUCUGAAUUAAACAUUUUCUGGCUGUUUUUUUUUCAAAUUGCAAGUCAUGAGCCGGUGUUCAUGAUGGAAGUAAAAUUCUGGGAUCGUUCUCCCAAGACAUUUUGUUUGACAAAACGUCAGUUUGGGUUGAUUGAAAUGAAAAUCAAAACACCGGGCAGUUUAUUGAUUGGCCACAUUCAUAUGGAAAAACGCUAAGCUGGAAACUUCAAAAAUGUAUCUGCUUUCCGUGUGAGGUGAAUAUUUAGGGAUUUUUAAAUAUUGUAAUCGUAAAAUCUUGAAUUUUCAUACAUUUAGUAAUUACAUUUUGCAAAUUUCUACAUUGUGAAACAAUAAAUGUUUUCUUACCUUA
Molecule: messenger RNA, 2053 nt
Organism: Hippocampus zosterae (dwarf seahorse)
Lineage: Eukaryota; Metazoa; Chordata; Actinopteri; Syngnathiformes; Syngnathidae
Gene: zfyve21
Product: zinc finger, FYVE domain containing 21
Exons: 7
Coding region: 60-752 (230 amino acids)
Molecular function (GO): metal ion binding
Source: RefSeq, a predicted model, not a curated record